Messenger RNA from Pararge aegeria (speckled wood butterfly), 1532 nucleotides. RefSeq names its product protein Mpv17 (gene Mpv17). Lineage: Eukaryota; Metazoa; Arthropoda; Insecta; Lepidoptera; Nymphalidae. The record is from RefSeq and is a predicted model, not a curated record. Bases 229 to 795 code for a protein of 188 amino acids. The transcript has 2 exons. Gene Ontology annotation, cellular component: membrane; cytoplasm.
AAUAUCACAAGAAGAUAGAAGUAAAAGAUAAAAAAGUAAAAAGAUAAAAAGUUUGAAAAUCAGCUAAAAGUUACAAACAAAACCAAUAAAGUAAAGGGAAAUAAACUAAUUAUUUUUAAGUCACGAAAAUUGAUGAAAAAUAAUUACUCAAUGGCUCCUAAACCUAUUGUAUUAUCAUCGCCGAACUGUCAGUGUCUGCUCGGAAUCUACUAAUUCGAGCUUUGCAGUAUGUACUUGGCCAUGGCGAAAGCUCGUGGUAUUUUUCAAAUAUAUAAAAAAGUUCUUGCAAGGCGACCCUACUUAGUUCAAGCUAUUCAAACUGGAGCUUUAAUGGGGGCUGGUGAUAUUAUUUCGCAAACUUUAAUAGAAAAAAAGUCCAUAGCUGCUGUUGAUUUUAAAAGAACUCUUCAAUUUUCAUCUAUUGGAUUCUUUGUUGGUGGUCCAGCUUUACGUGUAUGGUAUGGUCUUCUAAACAAACAUGUAGGUGCCAGUGGUAAAACUGUAGCCAUGAAAAAAGUAUUUGUAGAUCAAUUCAUAUUUGCACCAACAUUCUUAUUUUUUAUCCUAGUGGCUGUUGGUACUAUGCAAGGAAAGCCUUGGGAUUCAAUAAGAAGGGACAUUAGUUAUAAUUAUUUAGAUGUUCUAAAAACUAACUACUAUAUUUGGCCUUGGGUACAAUUAGUUAAUUUUUAUUAUAUUCCCCUACAAUAUCAAGUAUUAUUAGUGCAAUUUGUUGCACUUUUUUGGAAUACAUAUUUGUCAUGGAAAACCAACAGUAAACGGCCAGUAGAAUAAAAGAAGUACUGAUAUAAAUAGGUAAUAAAUCUAUAUUUUUCUGAAGGUUACACUUUGUAUAAAUUGAUUUACCAUCUUUAGCCAUUUUUUAUUACAUUCUGUUUGCCUGAAAAUAAGAGACGGAGAAGGGGUCGUACUUAGCAGAUAAAAAAUGGUAUAUUUCCCAUUUUGUAUUGGUAUGUUGCCUAGGCUAAACUGUCACUUUAUUUGUUAUGGGCACCUUUUUAUGUAGCAAAUGCACUGUUUCUGUUACCUCUAGCUCUCUUGGCAAAUGUUUAUUUCUAAUAAAAUUAUAAUCUCAGAUAAAAAUUAUGUACAUAAACUUUGCCCCAUUUACAAUAACAAUAUUUAGUGUAAAAUCCAACUAUUGCCCAUACAAAAAUUCAGUUACAAAUUGGAAAAGUUUAAGACCAAAUAUAUUUUGUUCAGUGAACAUUUUAUAGAGAUUGAGUAUUUCUUAUAUUUUUACAUGAAAUAGUAAGUAGUAUGCCAAUAAUUGGGUUGAUGCCAAUAAAAUAGCUACCUUAACUGAAGUAAGGAGGUACUAAAAUCAUAUUUAUUACAUUUGCUGUUGUAGAAUGCCCAAUACAUGAGUUAUUUACUUGCGAGAAAGUUGUGUUUGUAAUUGAUUGUUAGUUUCUUAAAGUAGGUAACAUGUAUUUUUUUUUUUUUGUAUUCAAUACAUAAAGGUAUAAUUUAAGUAUUAAAUCAGGUUUCCUACUGAAUCUGUGGAUUUU